AUGGCGCGGCCGGCCCUCCCGACCUCGUCGUCCGACUUUGCACUACCCGCCUCCGCGAUAUCGCCCGACAACCACCACCGCGAUGAGCCGCUCGCCAAGACCCGCCGCCAGAGCAUCCUCGCCUCGCACCUCUCCAGCCCGCUCGCGGAGUCGUUCACCCUGCGCGUGCCGCAGACGCAAGACGCUGCGUCCGACAGUGACCGCGACCGCAUGAGCACCGAUACGCCGCCCUCCAGUGGGUCCGAGUACCCGCCGCCCCCACCACCCCCAGCCGCCCCGGGCCGCGCACGACGACGUUCGCCACCCCUCACACCUCCCCGCCGCCGCGCGUCCGAGGCCUCGGAGCCCCAGAAGCUGCGCCGCCUCUCACACCCAGUGCGUUUCGAUCUAGCGCCUGUGACCCACCCCACUGAUAGAUCACCUCCCCAGCUCCGCCCGCCGCGCCUGCUCAACCUGCUCUCCGAAGCCGAGGCGCGCCCCGAAGAAAGCGAGGCGCGCGGGGAGGCCGUGUUCCAGCGCCUCGUCGCGUCGGGCACGGAGCUCGCGGCGUUCCCAUCCCCGCGCAACGCGCACGACCGCGGGCGCUUCCCGGAGGAGGCGCCCAGCGAGGACGGGGACCAGGGCGACGAGAGCGACGACGAUUCCGACGAGGAGGACAACGCGUUCAUGGCCGCCAGUGCGCCGAUCCCGAUCGGCAAGCCGCGGACCCCCGCCGGAAGUGUGUGCGGGGAUGACCCGGCGAUGCGGGUGUCUGAAAGCCCAAGUGCGGGCAGCCUGAUGGACGUGGACGUGCCCUCCAUCUCGCCGUCGGUAUCCUCGAUGUCAGUUGCCUCGACCCCUGCACAGCAGUGGCGCUCAACACCUCCGCCCACAUCAAGCACAGUGCGGUCUAACAAGCGAAAGCACGAUGACCGCUACGAUCCAUACCCAUCGGCGAAGCGCCGCGCGGUAUCACCAUCCAUCGGCCGCGCGGGUUCUCCAUCCUCCUUCAUGCGCGGCUACGUUGCUGCCCGCGGCGUCUCCCCACACCUCCACUCGCCUCGCGCGACGCCGCGGAUGCCGCUUGCCAUACCAAAGAGCAUACCCGGAAGCUCAUGCAGCUCCGCAGCCUCCAGUCCCACCGUUGGUGGCUUGCUCACCAACGGCGGAAGCGUGUUGUUCAGUCCCGGAACAUCCAAUCCUUCAAGUAGCCAGGCAUCGAACAACAACGGCAAUGGCAACGGCAUGCAUGCCUCUUCCAGCUCGUCAAGCAGUUCCGGCAUGAACUCGCUCGCAGGGAGCCCCAAUGGCUACACCAGCCCAACCAUCUUCGCCGGCAGUCCGAGCUCCUAUAGCUCCGGCCUAUCCUUCGCUCGCCCGGUCGGCAUGACCGCGAGCCCCACAUUGCGCGCCUCCAUGGGCCUGGCGAGCCCCAUCCUGCGCCCCGUCGUGCGCUCGUGGCUCAAGGAGGGCGAGGAACCCGAAGUAGAAGGAGCAGGGGAGCGGGUGAACGGGCUCACUCUCGGGGAGAGAUAG
Molecule: messenger RNA, 1515 nt
Organism: Schizophyllum commune H4-8
Lineage: Eukaryota; Fungi; Basidiomycota; Agaricomycetes; Agaricales; Schizophyllaceae
Exons: 3
Coding region: 1-1515 (504 amino acids)
Source: RefSeq, a predicted model, not a curated record